This is a messenger RNA of Clonostachys byssicola, 1242 nucleotides long. The record is from the annotation of a GenBank genome assembly. Lineage: Eukaryota; Fungi; Ascomycota; Sordariomycetes; Hypocreales; Bionectriaceae.
AUGAACUUCUCCUUUAUUUUGAGUGCCGAGCGGCCACACGAGCCGAGACACUUCAGAAGUUUCCUCGAACACCGGAUACUAGCAAUUGCCGCCGUGCAGCAGAACCUUGCGAGUGAGCAGCUUGCUUUGACCGAUGAAAACAUUGCGGCUGUUUUCAGUCUUCUCUGUGCCGAGGAGAACUUCUACAUCCACGCCACUGAGAUCUAUUCUAAGGCCGGGAGAUAUCUACAGCAGGACGAUACACAAAGAGCAACCCAUUUAGCAGGGCUGCAGCGCAUGUUGUCCAUCCGUGGAGGGACCGACUCGCUCGAAAGCUCGCGCAUGCUGCAGGCAUUCAUCAUACGAUGGAUCUGCACGCCCCGUGGAUGCCGGUUGGCCUAUGUCAUCCCACAGGCGAUCCCUGCUGACAAAGACAAUUCAACUGAUCAACAGCGUGAUCCGCUCUUCUUGACCGAACCUGACAUCCUGGCUGACGAUUUCUUGCAACGUGUGUAUAAUUAUCCUUCCGCAUCUGCCUUUGCUCGGCAGCAUUCAACGAUGACUGCUGCGUGUAAAAAGAUUGGAAUGAGCGAGGCUGUGAUCAGCAUCAUCUCUACUGGUGACUGCUUAAGAAAGGAUGCUCUGGCAUGGCUCAGGGACCCCGACAGCCACCCUUGGGAUGCCCUGGACAUACAAAACGUAUUUUCAAUGACCAUUGGAAACCUCUCCUCUUGGAUCCUAGAAAAUGAGUCAACAAUGUCUGCAGCCGAAAAUAUCACGUUGCUCUGCAUAUUCGUGGUGGUCUCAUGGACUUGGAUUGGUAGCACCGGCUGCGGACUGCAUGGUAUUCUUUCUAGGAUGAGAAGAUAUUUCGACUCUGAUCACGUCAUGCUCGACCUUAAAAUGGCCGGUAUCGAGGUCUGGGUUAGUGUUAUUCUUCUCAUUACAUCAAUGGGGGUUCCAAAUCACUGGGACUACUUCUUCAGUAGGUGCACGGCCAUGCUGGCGGAUCGCAUACCCCGAAUCGAGACCUAUGAUGAUCUUCAGGCGGAUCUAUCACAAUAUCUUUGGUGUCCCCAUUCCAUGGGCCACUGUGCUCGGAUUAUUUGGGAGACAAUUAGCAACACUUCAUGGGACAAUGCUACUCAAGGAUUGCAGAGCAUUAUGUUUGAAGAUGACCCUGUCCUGCUACACCCGGCAUUGAUUAUACCGAAACCGUUUUUCCAGAUAAAGGCUCUGGUUGGUAAAGAAGCUUUAGAGUAG